AGAGCAUGACUAUUAUAGCCUCUCGACUACUGGCACGUCGCGUUCUUGAUGCUGCGGGAAGCCCUCCCUGUCAAUGCGUCAGUAAAUGGAUCACGCAACGACAGUAGACAUUGAAGGUAACAGCGGGAUUCAGAGACGUUCGACGAGUUCAUGCUCUGGUGCAAAGGACUACGGUGUCCUGGUGUUGCAAUUGUAUCUCAUCGACAAGAGACUCAUACGGGAAAUCGGUGUGCACGGAAAGACUCACUCUCAAGAGCAAUGCACGCCUUUCCAUACGCCGCCGAAUCAGUAGGGAUGAGUUUGCAGCUAGUUGCGUG
Messenger RNA from Fomitopsis serialis, 317 nucleotides. RefSeq lists its product as uncharacterized. The transcript has a single exon. Lineage: Eukaryota; Fungi; Basidiomycota; Agaricomycetes; Polyporales; Fomitopsidaceae. The coding region runs from base 86 to 292 and encodes 68 amino acids. The record is from RefSeq and is a predicted model, not a curated record.